Messenger RNA from Mesocricetus auratus (golden hamster), 1532 nucleotides. RefSeq names its product TNF receptor superfamily member 4 (gene Tnfrsf4). Gene Ontology annotation, molecular function: protein binding; tumor necrosis factor receptor activity. The record is from RefSeq and is a predicted model, not a curated record. The transcript has 7 exons. Bases 469 to 1365 code for a protein of 298 amino acids. Gene Ontology annotation, biological process: inflammatory response. NCBI's taxonomy places the organism in Eukaryota, Metazoa, Chordata, Mammalia, Rodentia, Cricetidae.
UGUCCUGAAACUUACUAUGUAAAUUAGGCAGAGCUGCCUGCCUCUGUCUGGCUCCUAAAUGCUGGGAUUGAAGGAGUGUACUACCAUGCCCAGUGGUAAAAGUCAGGGUUCUUGCAGAGGGCCCAAGCUCAGUUUCUAGCUCUCACGUUGGUGGCUCACAACUGCCUAUCACUCUAGCUCUUCUGACCUCUGAGUAUUAUAUUUACCAUAUAUAUAUGCCCCCAAAUAUAAUUAAAAAUAAAAAAAUUUAAUGCCUGUGUGCAUGUGUGUGUUUCUCUGUGUGCUUGCAUAUUCCUAGCUUGUUAUGGGACUCUGCCUGUGCCAUAUAUACAGGAACACAGUUAUAAAACAUGCUUGACUAUCUUCCUGCCUCUCCGCCUACUCUUCUCGCCCCUCCCCCAUAGCUCUUAUAGCCACAUCCUGCAAGGAAAAACCCCAGACCCUUGUGAAGGCAGAGCCCAGACAAGGAUGUAUGCGUGGGUUCAGCAGCACACAGCACUUCUGCUCCUGGGACUCACAUUUAGAGCUGCAGCCAGGCUCAACUGUGUUGGAGAUACCUACCCCAAUGGUCACAGGUGCUGUCAUGAGUGUCAGCCAGGCAAUGGUAUGGUGAGGCGCUGUGAUGGCACCAGGGACACUGUAUGCCACCCAUGUGAACCUGGCUUCUACAAUGAGGCAUUCAAUUACGAAAACUGCAAGCAGUGUACACAGUGCAACCAACGAAGUGGGAGUGAACUCAAGCAGAAUUGCACACCUACUCAGGAUACCAUCUGCCAAUGCAGACCAGGCACCCAACCCCGGCAAGACAGCAGCCACAAGCUUGGAGUUGGCCCCAUCACCAACAGCUUCAGCACCCAGGGCCUAUCCAGUAGCAUCAGAAAGAUGACUUAUGUCUUUGCUGCAGACUGUGUUCCCUGCCCUCCUGGCCACUUUUCUCCAGGCAACAACCAGGUCUGCAAGCCCUGGACCAAUUGUACCUUAUCUGGGAAGCAGACCCGGCACCCAGCCAGUACCAGCUUGGACACAGUCUGUGAGGACAGAAGCCUCCCAGCCACCCUGCUCUGGGAGACCCAGGGCCCUACAUUCAGGCCGACCACUGUCCAGUCCACCACAGUCUGGCCCAGGACUUCUCAGUUGCCUUCUACACCCACCUUGGUGGCUCCUAGGGGCCCUGCAUUUUCCGGUUUCCUAGGCCUAGGCUUAGGCCUAGGCAUGCUGGCUCCCUUGACUGUUCUGCUGGCCUUGUACCUGCUCCGAAGGGCUUGGAGAUUGCCUGAUGCUCCCAAACCCUACUGGGAAAACAGCUUCAGGAUCCCUAUCCAGGAGGAACAGGCUGACACACACUUUACUCUGGCCAAGAUCUGAACAGUACUUCAGGAGUGGGUUUUAUGGAGCAUGGGUAACCCAUAUCCUGGUGCCUGCCAGUACCCUCCACACCGUUCUAGGUGCUGAGCUGGUUCUGGGCUCUUCUACGUAUGCUAUGCAUACUACCUGCCUGGUGGUACCACCAAUAAACUUGCUGACAACUGUGA